This is a messenger RNA of Cladophialophora psammophila CBS 110553, 2706 nucleotides long. RefSeq lists its product as uncharacterized. The transcript has a single exon. Bases 1 to 2706 code for a protein of 901 amino acids. The record is from RefSeq and is a predicted model, not a curated record. Lineage: Eukaryota; Fungi; Ascomycota; Eurotiomycetes; Chaetothyriales; Herpotrichiellaceae. Gene Ontology annotation, biological process: retrograde vesicle-mediated transport, Golgi to endoplasmic reticulum.
AUGAAGACCUCGAGCGAGCUUUCGGACGCUCACAUCGUCCUUUUCGCUGUCCAAGUAACUUCCGAAGGCGAUCUGGUUUCACUGCUCAAAGUCGUCCGAUGGAGGCCCGACAUCCUUUCUAAUACUUUGAUAUAUCGACUACUACUUUCUUUUUAUCCUGCAGAAAGUACCGGAAAAUUGACUCUUGUGAACUUUCUGCAGUCGCUUGGAGAUCGACCAGAUGAUGCAAGGGGUCCGGAAACGCCGAGUCCUGAGCCCUCCAUAUCGAACCUCAGCCGGAAUGAGGCAUUACGGCGAAUCCGUGCCCUCAGCUUGCGACCGAUUCCCGAACAUAGGGCUUUACAUACCCACAGCGAGCUGGCAAAUGUGGUGGUCGAAUGGGCCAAAAUAUUGGAACAGCUUCAUGGAUCCGCUCAGCCAGCGGGGGAAUUUGUGCAAAAUUUCAUCGGACAGGAUUCCGAUCUGCGACGGUGGUAUGAAUCAUAUCUUGUCCCGGUCAUUCGGCUGCAAUAUGAAUUCUAUCCGGACAUUGAAGAUGUGAUCGGACUGCAGGGUAUUGAGACACUAUCGGACGCUGAGGGUAUACAAACGCUUCUCCAAUACGCGGUGAGAAGGCAAAAUCCUUCUGAUGUAGCCAGAGACCUCGACCAGGUGGUAUCGCCAUGGGUCCGUGGCGCAAGCGAAGCAAAGAGAAGGAGAGUCGAUUAUUCUGUUGAAGACACCACAGCCGAAGUGGAAGCAUGGGAAUCUGUGUAUGACUGGCUAGUCUCGACGAGCAGGACAGAAUUUAAUGUUGCAGCAAAAGCCUACGUGGAUUGGAGUGGGCCAAUUGAAAACCAUCAACCGACGGACAUGGAUGAGGAGGUCGCACGGUUUGCUCAGACUGGUAUGGCUAUUGUCUACGGAUGCUCAGCCGCUUCAACAGACGCGAGGAAUAUCUGCAGACAGGUGCUCAUCAAAGCUGCAAAGCUUCUCAAUCUAGGACCUCUCGACCUCUUCCAGUCUGGGCCGGACAUCUCAGUGCCUGAAAAUUUUGUAAACGGCCUCAGCGAGACAGACUUGCUGCCCAAUGCCCUGCUCAAAAAUUCCAACAAUUUCACCCUGGUGACUGGGCCGUCAGUUCAACUGCUGACUGGGCUGCUGGCUACGGCAGAGAUCUUGUCUGGCUUUAGCAUGUCACGGAACAUAACUGAACUGUCCCAUGUCACCAUCUUCGGCUCGGAACGCCGCCACAAAGAUGAACUUCGUCGGCUGCUGCAACACAUUCCUCUACAGACUCGGUACGAGAUUGAUUGGCGUUCCGUGCGACGGCAACUCCUGUGGCUCCAUUCUUGGACCGAAAUUCAGCCAGUGGAGGCGGGACAGCAGCGAAUAGCUUUUCUCUCCCGACUCCCCAUCGGUUUCGUGGAGACACAAAUUCUCGACGCAUUACUGAAGGCUGCUCAAUAUAACAUCAUCAAAGAUGUGUACCUGGACAACCCUUCUCCAGCACUCUCUGAGUCGGAAGUUGAAGCCCGUGUUGUUGCUGCAAUCCUAGAGGCCUAUGACAAUGCCAGCAAUGGAAACAGAGAUCGCGGCGGCAUGAAACGGGCAAGCGAGAUACUGAAAGCUUUUCGGGCCAACUUUCCCCAUUCCCCUAGCCUAUCUGACAUUGAUCAAUUGAUCAAAGCCACUCACAGCCUAUCAUUCUACCAGCUCACAUUACAGCAUGGUGUUCCGUUCAAGCCUGUCUCUAUCCGAGUGCAGAAAGAUCCGCUGACCCUGUUAGACAAGGUCUUGGAACAGGACGCAAGAGCAUACACCAAGUUAGACGACCUUCUAGAGAUAGCCCGCAAUCUGGUCCGUGCCCACCUGCCGAACCGGGGGAAUGUGAUAACAGAAGACUCGGAGCCUCUUCAAUUACGUCUGUUGGACGCUGAGCACAGGAUAACAUAUCAAGCCAUCAUGGCAGCCUUAGCGGCAAAUGAUUUCGACACAGCCUAUGCCUAUAUCACGACACGCCUCAACACAUCGCUCGCGCAAUUUGCGCCUUCUGGUUUCGUCGACGACAUCUCCUGGCGCGCUGCCUAUUCAGCUGGCAAGUAUCGACCCAGUGCGUCACCAAAGAGUUUGAGUGCUCGCAUCGACAGCUUGACACAGCGGAUGGAACUUCUCUCACGGGCCUUGAUGCUGGCACCCUCUGGGGAAGCUCUACCGGGAAUCCUUGCUACAUGGCGCCGGUAUGAAGAAGAAUUAGAUGGGCUGAAAACGCAAGCCGUACAGGAAGAGCGAGCAUUUGAUGCCAAAGCAGACGCAUCACUGCCUGGAGCCUUUGGUCUCGACAACCGGGAUGCAGACGUAGCUGAAACGAAGCGUGUCAUGGCGCGGCGGUCUGGACCUGUCGGAUCUGGACCUUCCUAUGAGGAAGAGGCGCCGCUGGGCUUGUUUGAUGUUGCCAGAGGCGCCGCAGCAGCUCUACGGAAAAGUGCUGCUUUCCCACUGGGUUCCACAGGAUUACGAGAUCUCAAGAUACGCUCGGACACCUCUAUGCAUCACGAUGCGCAAAGGGAGCAAGCGGGCUCUCCAGUUUCAGACGACGGUGGAAGGGUGCGAAAAAGAGACAUGGUUGCCAACAUGGUGACCAGCGGCCUGGUGAGUGGUAUGGGUUGGGUUCUUGGUGCUCAACCCCGAGACCGCACGGACUUCAAGGGUGGAAGCCAACAUUGA